UAAACAUAUGGCUGGGGUGAACAGCUGACCGCCGCUUCCGGAUCGGGAAUUUUUGACAUAUUUACGCUAGUUGUGGCUAGAGGAAGACUUAUUCACACAAAAAAUUACAAAAUGGUUGCUCGUCACCUUCUAAGACUUGGCCUUUUGAGUGGGGGGGCUGUUAUUGCCUACAAUGGAGAAGAGGUCCAGUCAGCAGCUGUAGGUGGUUUGAGAUUUGGCAGAGCUGCAGUUGCAGUGGUGAAAAUUGUGGCAGAUUACCGAAAUACGCUUUAUUCAGGGACAAUAACUCCAGAUUCACCUGAAUAUGCUGAAACACAUUUGCGUGCAGCUAACAGGCUGCUGGAUCUUUGUUGUGCUAAUGGUGGAGCCUUUGUAAAGGUGGGUCAACAUAUUGGUUCUCUAGAGUAUCUCUUGCCAACUGAAUAUGUGGAGACAAUGAAAGUUCUUCACUCUAGUGCCCCAAAGUCACCUCUGGAAAAUGUCUAUCAAGUUUUACGUGAAGAGUUAAAAUGUGAGCCUAAAGAAUUAUUUGUUGAAUUUGACCCCAACCCUUUAGGAGCGGCUUCCCUGGCCCAAGUUCACAGGGCAAAGUUAACCGAUGGGAGAGAAGUGGCAGUCAAAGUGCAACACCCAAGUGUCAAGGCACAUGCUGAUGUUGACAUGAAGGGAAUGGAGUUACUUGUCAAUGUAGUUGCCCAAAUCUUCCCUGACUUCAGUUUUAAGUGGCUGGUGGAAGAAAUGAAGAAGAACUUGCCCAAAGAACUAGACUUCUGUUAUGAAGCAAAAAAUGCUGAGGAAGUAGCCAGACAGUUUUAUCACUUCCCAUGGCUGAAGAUUCCUAGUAUAGACUGGAACUUAACAACAUCACGAGUUCUGGUUAUGGAGUUUUGCCAAGGGGGUCAAGUCAAUGACCGUAACUACAUGACGGAGCAUGGCAUCAAUACCAGAGAAGUCUCAGAGAAGAUCAGCAAACUGUACUCUGAAAUGAUCUUUGUAAAUGGUUAUGUGCACUGUGACCCUCAUCCUGGCAAUGUGCUGGUCAAGAAAAAUGGAAACUCUGCUGAAAUUGUCCUCUUGGAUCAUGGUCUCUAUACAAAUUUAACCAAUGACUUUAGAGUAACAUACAGUAAGUUCUGGUUGAGCAUUUUGAAUGCAGACCUGAAGGAAGUACAAAAGUAUGGAGAGCAGCUUGGUGUUGGAGAACUGUUUGGGUUAUUCGCCUGCAUGGUUACUGCUCGUUCAUGGGAUUCAAUAUCCAAAGGGAUCGACAAAAAGGAGAGGUCUUCGGGUGAGCAAGAUGAGAUUAAGGCAGAUGCUGCUAAAUACUUGCCAGAAAUAUCAGCUGUUUUGAAUCGAGUCCCACGACAGAUGCUGCUAAUCUUCAAGACAAAUGACUUACUAAGGGGCAUUGAAUUUUCCCUCAAUACUCAAGAAAGCAUGACGUCAUUCAUUACCAUGUCACGAUGCUGCAUCAGGUCACUUUAUGAACAGCAGAGAUUACUAUGCAAGUCGUUCCUGUGCAAGAGUAAAAUCAACAUCGAAGAGACUUGGGCCCAGUUUCGGAUCUCAUUGUACACUGUUUAUUUAUGGUACUUGCAUUCAAGACUUGGUAAAUAUCUUAAUAAUGUGUAAGUGGGCUGUACAUAAAAUAAUAAUGCAACUUCUAUCAUCAUUGUUAUUGUUAUGUAAAUAUUUUAUUACUGCUCAAAAGAUGUCUGUUGGUUUGGUUUUAAAUAUUUUUUUAGUAUAUUUAUUUAUAAAAUGAAAC
Penaeus monodon (black tiger shrimp) is the source of this 1768-nucleotide messenger RNA. RefSeq names its product aarF domain-containing protein kinase 1-like (gene Adck1). The record is from RefSeq and is a predicted model, not a curated record. Gene Ontology annotation, cellular component: mitochondrial inner membrane. Gene Ontology annotation, biological process: protein phosphorylation; lipid homeostasis; mitochondrion organization. Lineage: Eukaryota; Metazoa; Arthropoda; Malacostraca; Decapoda; Penaeidae. Gene Ontology annotation, molecular function: protein kinase activity; ATP binding.